Molecule: messenger RNA, 2037 nt
Organism: Tripterygium wilfordii
Lineage: Eukaryota; Viridiplantae; Streptophyta; Magnoliopsida; Celastrales; Celastraceae
Exons: 2
Coding region: 351-1514 (387 amino acids)
Biological process (GO): protein N-linked glycosylation; N-acetylglucosamine metabolic process
Cellular component (GO): membrane
Molecular function (GO): beta-1,4-mannosylglycoprotein 4-beta-N-acetylglucosaminyltransferase activity
Source: RefSeq, a predicted model, not a curated record
AUUUCCUUCGAAUCCACUAUAUAUAGAAGAGAGGGUAUCCGGUGAAGAGCGAAAAAACCACCAAACGGCUAUUAUUGACGUUACAGAGACGGCGAGGCAGGGGACAAUACAGAGACACACGCACAGACAGACAGAAUGAGAGGGAUUGGGCAUUGAGAGAUCGUCGGUUUUUUUUGGAGAGUUUGGGUGUUUUUUUUUUUACUACUAUUAGCCAAAAUUUUCGAGGGGGAAUUUUGGCCUCUGGUUUUGGUUUUUGGGGGGUUUGAUCUGGGUGGAGGAGGAUCUGAUUUUUCCUGGGUUUGUGAGGGAAAGCUGAAAUUCAGCAUUGAUAAUUUAAUUUAGUGUUAAUCAUGUCUGAAGGGUAUUAUAAUUCCAAGAAGACUGAUGAUAUUUGCGAGGAAGUUUGUGGCCAGCAGGCCUCCCGCGUAGCAUUGGGCAUGUCCAGAUUGCGGUGCAUCUUGAGAGGAUUGGAUUUCAAGACCUAUAUAUUUUUGUUUGUGGUGGUUCCAUUGUGUCUCUUUGGCGCAUAUUUACAUGGCCAGAAAAUCACCUAUUUUUUGAGGCCUUUAUGGGAAUCUCCUCCGAAACCCUUUCAAGAAAUCCCGCACUAUUAUCAUGAGAAUGUGUCUAUGGAGACUCUCUGCAGACUUCAUGGGUGGGGAGUUCGUGAAUCACCGAGAAGAGUCUUUGACGCAGUGUUGUUCAAUAAUGAGGUAGACAUUCUUACAGUUCGUUGGAAGGAGUUGUAUUCUUAUAUAACUCAGUUUGUGCUUCUUGAGUCGAACUCGACGUUUACUGGCUUGCCCAAACCACUGCUCUUCUCGCUGAAUCGUGAAAAAUUCAAAUUCAUAGAGCCGCGGCUAACUUAUGGGACGAUUGGUGGUAGAUUUAAGAAAGGAGAAAAUCCAUUCAUCGAAGAGGCAUAUCAGAGAGUAGUGUUAGAUCAGCUUCUUAGAAUAGCAGGAAUUGAAGAUGAUGACUUGUUGAUAAUGUCUGAUGUAGAUGAGAUUCCUUCUGCCCACACAAUUAAUCUCUUGAGGUGGUGUGAUGACAUCCCUCCUAGUCUUCAUCUUCAGUUGAGGAACUACAUGUACUCUUUUGAGUAUUACGUGGAUAACAACAGUUGGAGAGCUUCAGUUCAUAGAUAUCAGAAGGGAAAGACUAGAUAUGCACAUUAUCGUCAGACAGAUGUCCUCUUGUCCGAUUCAGGGUGGCAUUGCAGCUUUUGCUUUCGUCAUAUUAGUGAGUUCAUAUUUAAGAUGAAGGCCUACAGCCAUUACGAUCGGGUGAGGUUCUCUCAUUUCUUGAAACCCUCGAGGAUUCAGGAUGUGAUUUGCAAAGGAGAUAAUCUGUUUGAUAUGCUUCCGGAGGAAUACACAUUUCAGGAGAUAAUUGCAAAGAUGGGACCUAUCCCUCCUUCCUAUUCUGCUGUGCAUCUCCCUUCAUAUUUAUUGAAUAACGCUGAAAAGUACAAAUAUCUAUUGCCUGGUAAUUGCAAAAGGGAAAGUGGCUGAUUCCUUUUGAAAUAAUAAGCUUAAAGAUGCAGAUUUUGCUUUGGGCUCUGUUUGAAUAUUGAUAGCCAUGGUGUGGCAUUGAUUGGUAGAGCCUUAGAGAUGUAUAACUUGUCUGACAAAUUCUCGAUCAUUCUUGAGACACUGGAAGAGCUUGAUGGGUCCUUGAUUUUGGGUGAAAAAUUAUGUGCAUUCUGUUUUGGUUUCUUCCCACAUGGAGGUAUAGCUAGUUUAUCUAUUCAGGGAUCUGAUUUGAGGUUCAAUGGCACCUUUGUUUGUAGAAUUUGUAGAAUUCUUAUGUACCAAUGCCUCCCGUUCGCAGCAUGUCUCGAUCCCCUUACUUCGUGAGAUUAGAAUUGAUGUAUCUCAGGUUUCUAUGCUGGGAGUUUUGUUGAGAUGCGUUUUUUUUGGCAGGAAGCUUCUAACAGUCACUGUAAUGUAGAUUAAUUGUCUCUUCCCUGUUCUUUUGUUUGCUGUAUCAAUUGAUGAGUGGUUUAGUUUUGGCAUGUAAUAAUAUACUCAACUU